AUAACAGCCACUUACCUGUCCCUCGGUCCCGUGGUGUGUCCCCCGCAGCCCGUUUCACCGGCCGUCCUGGAUUCCAGGAGGCCGGCAUCUUUAGUGUGGGCACCCGGCUGUGAUAGCUUGCGGCUUCACAGACGGGUACCCACUGCGCAUGCGCGAGUAGCGCUGCGCUUCAUGAAUGGUCCUGUAGUCUUCUGGGACCUGUCACGUGUCCAAAAGACUACAAGGAGGGAGGACGUGAGGACACCUGCCGUUUCCGAUCGCCAAGGCCAGGGACCGGAAAUGGGAGCGGGUACCUGUCAAAUGCGGGUACCCGCCCCCCAAAAGGUGCCAAUCCUUAAGGGGGAGCAGUCCUUAAAGCGGAACUUCCCCUUUUGGGUGGAGCUCCGCUUUAGGUUAAAGCAGAGUUCC
Messenger RNA from Staurois parvus, 408 nucleotides. The record is from the annotation of a GenBank genome assembly. Lineage: Eukaryota; Metazoa; Chordata; Amphibia; Anura; Ranidae.